AUGCUGAACAAAUUAUUAGGAGUCUUUUCUCCUCCUAAAAGUCUUGUAUUAAUGCUUUUGAAAAGAUCGGUCUUGUGGCCAUUCAUUGAAGAAAUCACAACGGAUCAUAUUGAAUCUAAAACUGCCAAUGAGAGUAGUUUCAUUUUCGAAAUUCAUUCCUUGAAAUUUCAAACGAACAAAUUGAACAAACAUUUCACGUCUUCAUUUAGAAAUUUGUAUAUUCAGAGAGGAGAAAUUCGUUGCAUUGCCAUUCAUAUUGCGUUUCAUAUGAAUAGUGUACAGAUUAUUUUGGAUGGAGUGUUUUUUGAUAUUCAAUGGAAAGAAGAUGAAACAUUGAAUGCAAGUAAUGGUAGUAGUGAUUUGGAGAAUCAAACAUCUGAAUUGUCAACGACCUUUGUUUCGGAUUUAUUGAGCUCUCAAUGGUCGGGGUUUUCAGAUGUCGGAGGUCAUGGAGACUCUUCUCCCUUGUUGAUUCCUUCACCACAACAAUCACACUCUACGGAUCAAUAUUUCAAACAAGGACAAGAUAUUCUAUUUAAAACAGUAGAUACCUUAUUGUCAAGCAUUACUGUUUCGAUACUUAAUGUCACAGCGAAUAUUACCAUGCCCAAUGAAGAUGUAUUGUCCAUUGUUAUACCACAUAUUGAAUAUGCAGACAAGACGGAUCAGUUAUGGGUCCAAGAGAGAAAGAGUUAUGUGUAUUCAUUAUAUGUGAAAUAUGGUUUUUUUGUAAGAGCAUUAGAUGCCCACACAGAGAAUUCCAUGAAGAGCAAUAUUUUAUAUACGAAUGGAGCUCUUGAGCUGUUGGUUAAUGUGGAUUCUAACAAAAAUCUCCUCGAUAUUGUAUUGAAUUGUGUGGAGGCGAGAUUAUUCUUGAAUCCUCAAAGCAUUGAACGAUUAUUGAGGAUUUUAUCCUUUGUGUUCAAGAGACAACAUCCAUCAUCUCCACCAUCGAGUCCAACCACAACUGGCCAUACGAAUGAAUUUCAGUCUUCAUCCAUACGAAAAGAAUUACCCACAUAUGACAUGAAUUUUACAUUUACCGCAAAGAAAAUAUGUGGAAUUUUACUGUUUCGAGAUCAGAAUUUGGAAUGGGAACAAACCUAUGGAAAGGUCGCCCCAAAAGAAAUCAAUGUCCCUCAUGUGGCCUGUAGUCUGAGCGAUUUAAAUCUAACUUACAAAUCUUCUUACAAUGGAAUUUCAUUGGUGACCAGAACUAACUUGGAAAUUCAUCAAAUACAUAUUUUCGACGAAGUGGAUUCGAACGAAAAUAAUGUUCAACGUACUGAAGAUGAUUCAGAUGGAUCUGAAAUUUCCUUUCUACCUGACACAACAAAAUCAACCAGUAUUCACAUUGCAAGAAUUAAGGUCUCUAUCAAAUUAAUUACUUUAAUCACAGAAGGACUGGGUUUAUUUUUCAAAAUUCAAUCACUCCAUAGAACUUAUUUAGGAGAGAUGAAUCAUAACAAUACCCCACAAACUACGAAAAGAAGAGAUUCAGUUGUCGCUGAAUGUCCAAAUAUCAACAUUGGAUAUAUUAAUUGUGACAUUCUCUCAGAAGACAACAUCCCAGUCAUGAAAGCUUGGAUAUCAAUUAUUCAGUCACAACCUGAUUUUACUUUUGACGUUUUUUCGGCUCGAGUGGAAUUGAUGAGCGGCAGUAUGGACAGUUCUGAAUCUGUAUCGAAAAUUUUAUCCAUUUCCAACCUAUCACUCGACAUGGCAAAACAUUGCAUAGGCAUUAAUACAGUGAGAGUAGAGAUUUCAAGAAACGACUUUCAUACGAUGAUGCCAAUAUUUCAAGAAAUUUCAAGUGUGAUUUCGUUAGAGUUUGACAAGUACUUGUCACAAAUGAAUGAGCAACCCAAGACGCAAGAAAUAACGUCCCAGACAUCUACAACAAGUAAUAUCAUCCAUUGUUCCAUAGAUACCGUGGAUAUUAGACUUUUGAAAGAUGGUGACGCCUCUACUUCCAAACGAUACCUCAAACUCUUGCUGAGAAAUGUCCAUGGAAGUUAUGAAAAACAAACACCAUUCACACAAUCAAGCAGUAUCUCUAUUGGAACCAUUGAACUCCUCGAAUGCUGUUCACACAAUGUGGAAACGCUAAUCAUUUCUCAACAACCAUUAUUAGCAAAACCCUUUCAAAACAUGAAGGAGCCUAUGAUUCGAUUAGUUGCUUCUAACGAUGCUAACGGAAAUUCCCUCAAACUUGACACCAAUAAUCUCUUUGUGGAUAUUUGCAUUGAAAAUAGUUUGGAGAAUAUUCAAUUCUUACAGAAUUUCUUUUUAAAUUCCAAUUCUCAAACUCCUUCCUUAGAGAGUCAUGAUCGUUCACAAGCACCUACUGUACCAAGUUCCCUCGCUCUUUGCUUGAAAAAUAGCACAAUUGCCAUUCGCUCUGUUGAUCAUGGAACUCUACUGCUUUUCAUACGAGAACUUCUCUGCUCCUUGAAUUCUACCUGUCAUCCUACUCCAAAAGGAGGAGACCAGAAUCGUCACAUUGAAAUACCAGUAAUUUCACACACUCUAUAUCCCUCGAUGAAUACAUUACCUAAUGACGAUUCCAUGCAACCCAGCUAUUCUCUCAAAUGCACAAUAUGUGAAUUGGAAAGUCUUGUUGGUCCUCCACUUUCUGGAAGUACUAUGGCAUCGACACUCUCUUUGAAUCAGAAAAAUUUUUCUCUUGGAUUCAUUUCGAAAAUGACCUUGCUUGAAUUUUCAGAAAUUCUCUCACUGAAUCAUCUUGAAAUUGACGGGAAAUUGAAAGAUAAUUUUUCACCGUAUCAAAUGAAUAUUUCCAAUGGUACACUCCAUGUUUUCCUUAAUAAGAAAUCCAUGGAACAAGUCAUCCAUAUUGCAAAAUCCAUAUCUGAAAAUAUUUUGAAUCCAAAAUACCACUCACAAUCCACACAGCAAUCGAUAUAUGUGUCACCUGUGAUCGGUGUUGACCAUGGGAUCAAUAAUUGCACGACUGAUGAAUUUUCUUUAUUGGAUGAAUCUGUAGAAACACAUACUCAUGAAGAAAAAGUACUUUCUGAAUGGAUUGAAGACGAUUUCAUUGUACUUGGAUCGAAACCGUUGGUUAUUUCUGAACAUUACUUUGAAAGUCAGGAGAAUGGUGCUGUUGAAACUCAUCAUCGAUCCAUUGUCUCACAACAAUUCAGCAUGAAUCGUUUUGAUAUUUUUGUGCAUUUAUUUGAAAAUAAGGUUGAAAAAGCCUGUGCAACGGUUCAAGGUCUAAAAGUCGAAUAUUUAAUAUUUCAACCCAAUCAAGAUUCAAAUGAGGACGAUCGUGACGAUGAAAUUGUUGAAUCAUCCUCUCUCGUACUAUCCAUGAGCGAGUUGGAAAUUCAUGACACGACGAAAGUGUCACACUCAACCUGUAAAUUACUUUCCAAGUACGUGACACGAGAGGACACUCGAGAAUUUGCAAUACUCGAAAUGAAUCUAUCCAAGGAUGUGAGUCAAAGAAGACGCGUUGAACUACAAUUGGAUGUGGUUCCAAUCAUGCUCACGAUUCAUGAACAUGCUGUUGAUUUUUUUAUGAAUUUUUUGGAGAAUUCUGAAAGUGAAUCACAAGUAGAAAUGCAAUCAUCAGAGAAUUCCAUUUCAAAUUCAUGUUCUGAAAAUUUAGAAUCAAAAGAUGAUCCAUGUCAACCAUCUUUAAAAAAUCAUCAAGACAAUGCUGACACCAACGAACAAGUUGUUGCAAUUCCUCAAGUUGUUUUUGAACAUGUGAAUAUUGAAAUGAUUGAAGUUCAUUUAACCUAUUAUCCCUCUGCCAAAUCUCUCUUACCCAUUCCACGUAUCGAAAAUGCAUGUAUGAAUUUCACACGAUUUUCAGUUCCAAGAGAGAAACCUCUCAUUGGUCAGGACCAAUUGGUCGAGUCCAUCACACAGCACGUUUUAAAUCAUUUCAAAAAUCCUGUCGAUUUAUUCAAGUUACUUUUAGGAUUGAGAACGGUCAAGUCAUUGUAUAAUAUUGCAGUUGGAGCCUCAGAUUUGAUUGUCAUUCCACUGAGAGAAUAUCAAAAAGAUGGAGGCAUGUUGAGAGGUGUUCAAAUGGGUAUUGCAAACUUUUUAUCGACCGUCACUGUGAAUACGACGCAGUUCACAGCUGCCACCGUAGACAGUAUGCACAUGUUGUGCACAAGAGUGGAUAAUUAUUUAACAGAGGAUGAGAGUAUGAAAGUUGAAAUUGGAACACGUUCUUCUGAUAGGAAUGGGACUCGUGUUGUACCAGCGCAUUGA
Messenger RNA from Naegleria lovaniensis, 4254 nucleotides. RefSeq lists its product as uncharacterized. The transcript has a single exon. Gene Ontology annotation, cellular component: phagophore assembly site; extrinsic component of membrane. The coding region runs from base 1 to 4254 and encodes 1417 amino acids. Gene Ontology annotation, biological process: autophagosome assembly; autophagy of mitochondrion; reticulophagy. Gene Ontology annotation, molecular function: phosphatidylinositol-3-phosphate binding. Lineage: Eukaryota; Heterolobosea; Eutetramitea; Acrasida; Naegleriidae. The record is from RefSeq and is a predicted model, not a curated record.